This is a messenger RNA of Oppiella nova, 1815 nucleotides long. Lineage: Eukaryota; Metazoa; Arthropoda; Arachnida; Sarcoptiformes; Oppiidae. The record is from the annotation of a GenBank genome assembly.
AUGCUUUUGCUCAGUUGCCUGGCUUGGUUGCCGAUGGGCGUGAUAUGGGCACUUCUAUUUUUCCACAAGCACAAGCGAAGAUUUAUCUCACUGCUUCAGCCGAGUCCCGUGCAGAGCGUCGUGUAUAUCAUGACCGAAUCUUUUGCAGCCCUCUUUGAAGAAAGCGAAUCAACUCUCAAUAUCGACAAAGGUGCCGUUAUUAAAGGUAUCGUUGUUAGCAUCGACUCUGACUGGGUUACUGUUGACACUGGCCUUAAAUCUGAAGGUGUUGUUGCACGUUCAGAAUUCUUAAACGAACAACGCGAACUUGAAGUUCAAGUUGGCGAUGAAGUUGAUGUUGUUGUUGAAGCGCUUGACAACGGUAUGGGUCAAACAGUUUUAUCACGUGAAAAAGCGAAACGUGCUGAAACUUGGACUAAACUUGAAAAAAUCUUUGAAGACGGCGAAAUCGUUACUGGUGUUAUUUCUGGUAAGGUUAAAGGCGGUUUCACUGUUGACAUCGGUCCAGUUCGUGCAUUCUUACCAGGUUCAUUGGUAGAUACUCGCCCUAUUCGUGAUACAACUCACCUUGAAGGCAAAGAGUUAGAAUUCAAAGUAAUCAAACUUGAUGCUAAACGUAACAACGUUGUUGUAUCUCGUCGUGCUGUAAUGGAAGCUGAAUCUUCAGCUGACCGUGAAGCGCUUCUUUCUCAAUUGGAAGAAGGCCAAACAGUUACUGGUACGAUCAAAAAUCUUACUGAUUACGGUGCAUUCGUUGACCUUGGCGGUAUUGAUGGUCUUCUACAUAUCACAGAUAUGGCUUGGAAACGCAUCAAACACCCUUCAGAAGUUGUUGAAGUGGGUCAAGAAGUUACUGUUAAAGUACUUAAGUUUGACAAAGAACGUAAUCGUGUAUCUUUAGGUCUUAAGCAAUUAGGCGAAGAUCCAUGGUUAGCGAUCAUGAACCGUUAUCCUAAAGGUUCUAUCGUUAAAGCACGUGUUACAAACUUAACUGACUACGGUUGUUUCGCUGAAAUCGCUGAAGGCGUUGAAGGCUUAGUACACGUUUCAGAAAUGGAUCACACAAACAAAAACAUCCACCCAUCUAAAGUUGUUCAGAUUGGUGAUGAAGUUGAUGUUAUGGUUCUUGAAGUUGAUGAAGAACGUCGUCGUAUUUCAUUGGGUAUCAAGCAAACUCGUGCGAACCCAUGGGAAGAGUUCUCUAAGUCACACGACAAAGGUGAAAAAGUUUCUGGUACGAUCAAGUCUAUCACUGACUUCGGUAUCUUCAUCGGUUUACCUGGCGGUAUCGAUGGUCUAGUUCACUUGUCUGAUAUUUCUUGGAACGAACAAGGCGAAGACGCUAUUCGUCGUUACAAGAAAGGUGAUACAGUUGAAGCAGUUAUCUUAUCUGUAGAUGCUGAAGGUAACCGUAUCAGUCUUGGUAUCAAGCAAAUGAACAGCGAUCCGUUCAAUGACUUCUUAGCUGCUAACGAACGCGGUGCGUUGGUUAAAGGUACAGUAACUGCUGUUGAUGCUAAAGGCGCAACAAUUAAGUUAGCUGACGAAGUUGAAGCUUCUUUGAAAGCGUCUGAAAUCAACCGCGAUCGCGUUGAAGAUGCAACUAAAUUCUUAGAAGUUGGUCAAGAAGUUGAAGCUAAAAUCAUCAAUGUAGAUCGUAAAUCACGUUCUAUUAACUUGUCGAUUAAAGCGAAAGACGAAGCUGAAGAGAAAGAAGCUGUAGCAAACUUGAAAACAACUACAACUGCGCCUGCAGGUCAAGACAAUGGUCCUAAGACUAUUGGUGAUUUGAUCAAAGCACAGAUGAACCACUAA